Ctenocephalides felis (cat flea) is the source of this 1037-nucleotide messenger RNA. Its product is annotated as 7-methylguanosine phosphate-specific 5'-nucleotidase-like. Gene Ontology annotation, cellular component: cytoplasm. Gene Ontology annotation, molecular function: 5'-nucleotidase activity; magnesium ion binding. The transcript has a single exon. Lineage: Eukaryota; Metazoa; Arthropoda; Insecta; Siphonaptera; Pulicidae. Bases 106 to 984 code for a protein of 292 amino acids. The record is from RefSeq and is a predicted model, not a curated record.
UGACAGCUACUUGAAAUAGAAGCGCGCCACAAGGUUAUGUAGGUUACGUCCGUCAGAUUAAAGUGUGUGUAUGACUCAAUAAAAAUACUCGUUAAAGUUAAUAAAAUGUACGUGACAUUGAAAGAAAUUGAGGAAUUGCAGUCAGAAAAUGUAUAUAUCAAGGAUAGAGAUUAUGUAGAGAAGACAUUAAACGCCAUAAUAACCGACGGAGCAAAUAAUUUGCAAGUGGUAACAGAUUUUGAUUUUACAAUUACCAAACACACUUUGCCAAAUGGACAACCUACUUUGUCAAGCUUUGGACUAUUCGAACGCUGCCCCAGUGUACCUGAAUCACAUAAGAAAAAAACUGCUGAAAUGUUAAACUACUAUAAACCAAUAGAAGUAGACCCUACAGUUCCACGGGAGACCAAACUAAAGCUAAUGGUGGAAUGGUGGGAAAAAACUAGGGACCUUUGUAAAGGCUUUGCAUUUAUUGAACAGGAAUUAAAAGAUUUAGCAAAGGAAUACAAGGAAUCGUUUAGAGACAAUGCUAAAAAUAUGUUUAAAACACUGUACGACAAAAACAUUCCUUGUCUAGUAUUUUCUGCAGGGUGUGGAAACUCUGUUGAUGCAAUGCUAGAGGCUGCUGAUGUUAAAUAUCCCAAUGUUAAAACUAUAUCAAAUUUUUUGAAGAUUACUAAUGGACUUGUGGAUGGUUUUGUUGGAGAUAUCAUUCAUGUAAUGAAUAAAAAUGAAGCAGUUAUCAAAGACACAGAAUAUUAUAAUCUUGUUCGAGACAGAGAAAAUGUUAUACUUAUGGGUGAUUCUCUGGGGGAUGCUUGCAUGGCUGAUGGCAUAUCACACAAAAAGAAGCUAAAAAUAGGUUUUCUAUGUAACAAUGUAGAACAAAGCUUACCGAAUUAUAAAAAUAAUUUUGAUAUUGUUAUAGUAAACGACCAAACAAUGAACGUUCCAAACUCUAUAAUUAAUUUAUGUAGUAAUUAAAUUACUAUGGAAUAAUUGACAAACAUAUAUUUUAUUGCACAAAUGUUGUUAAC